Molecule: messenger RNA, 3844 nt
Organism: Wyeomyia smithii (pitcher-plant mosquito)
Lineage: Eukaryota; Metazoa; Arthropoda; Insecta; Diptera; Culicidae
Product: mucin-5AC
Exons: 6
Coding region: 368-3319 (983 amino acids)
Cellular component (GO): extracellular region
Molecular function (GO): chitin binding
Source: RefSeq, a predicted model, not a curated record
UAGCCGUAGGAAAGUACAGUCGAUUCGCGCCGUAACGUUCGCCCGCUCGAGUGUGGCGCAACUCCAAACCCCGUGCAUUUUGGAGAUUCAAAGUACUCAGACGCAAGUGUCAUUUUUGUUGGUGAAAUAGUUUCUAGUUUUCUAAACAAUUUUCCAGGAUUGCAUAUUUUUUUAAAACUAGUGACAAAUUUGGAUGAUAAAAAGCAACGGAUGCUGUCGUGUGGAUGAGUGUUGGAGAGUUCGACAGAGUGUUGAUUAGAGUGGUUACUAAACGUUUUUCCCUUUUCGAAGGGGGGACAGUUUCGAAUAACCGGUGCCGAUAGAUUCGACAGUGAGGGAGACACCCAGGAGAGCAUCAACGGCCACCAUGAAAUAUAACUCUAAAAUGUUUCUGCUAGCGACGGUUAUAUUGUCGACAGCAAUCAUCACCACCGAUGGCCAGUUCCUUCCCGGACCCCGGUACAGCUUAGACAACAUGCCUAAGACCAGUUUCUCCUGUCGGGAUAAAAUCCUUGGCGGUUACUACGCCGAUUCGGAAACGCAGUGUCAAAUGUUUCACGUGUGCGUCAAAGUAGCUGGUAUUGGAGUGCAAGACUUCAGAUUCCUCUGCCCCAACGGCACGGCUUUCGAUCAGGAAGCUCAGAUAUGUGCCGAUUGGGGCGACGUUGACUGUGAAGCAGCCACGCUGUACUAUGGCAGUAACAAUUUCGACCUGUAUCGCAUUGGGUCCGGCUUUGAGAGCAAGCGGGCCCCCUACGCAGAGGAGGAAGAAGAAGCCACCUUCCAUCUUCAACGGGCUGAAACUAGUGAUGCGAGACGCAGCAAGCAGUACAUUGUAAACCAAAGCUCCAAACCUCAAGGGCCCCCAGUGCAUAAUCCAAAUCAGAUUCCGUCUGCACCGAAACCACACCAUCACCAUCGUCCUCCUGCGCCUACAAUGACGACAACGACGUCCACCACCACCAGCACAACGUCCAAACCAACCACGACUUCUUCUUACAACGCAAACGAUAAUUACUAUAACCAGCAGCAUCAGAAGCAAAUUCAACAGAAGCAGCUUCAGCAGAAACAGCAGCAGUUGAUCUACAAUCAACAGCAGCAGAUCCAGCAGCAGCAAUACCGCCAGUUGACAGCAGCUGCCGCAACUGCUACCCCUGCCGAUCACCGUCAAUACAACGAUAUCCGUACGACCACCCCAACUACUUUUGCAAGCAAUCAGAGACCACAGAAACAACAGCAGCAACAACAACAGCAGCCACCACAGCACAACGAUCAGAAUAAUGAUGAAAUCUUCCGCGGAUCGCACAGUUCCCACUUCUACAAUAACCGUAACAACGGAAAGGAAGAGUUCGAUGAUGAUUACGUGCGGAAACCGACUCAGCCGACAACUGUACGUCCAUUGCAAAGUGCCGGAAACGGCACGAGAACCCAACCUAGGGGACGCAAUCGUGGAAGAGGCUCCAUUCGAGCGCACAACUUGAACAUCGUCCAAAAUGAGGUCAAACCGACUCAAGCGCAGAAAACUCGUUUACAGUCGACAACGCCUGAAGAUUUUGUUGAAGUAGCUAAAAUUCCCAACUACCACAAGGGAAGCACCAACUACAGACAGCAACCUACGACUGUUCUGCAGCCACAGAACGGUAACCAGAUAAGCUUCAGUCAAUCACCAGCGUCAACACCAGCACCAUUUUCACGGGGACAACAACGUCCAGUGCCGAGCGCCGUCACGGACCGCACAAGUAGCGCAUUCUUCCACCAUCAGCAAACGAAUACAACACCCGCAAGACCGCAGCAAUCGUCACAAAACUUUCAACAAUCCCAGCAGCAGCAACGAUAUCAAACCCUUUCGAAUUCGUCGAUAGCUGCUUCGGCCAACCCGUCGACAUCAACCCACGCUCCAAACAUUAACUUUCAAUUUUUCAAUAGAAAUCCACCGGUGAGCAGCUCUCCAUAUAUCACGACAACUCCUCAAUCAACCAGCUUUCAACGAGUGACGCAAGCUCCUCAAUUCUACAACACGGGUUUCGAGAACAAAGCUACCGAACGAACAAUAGUCACGGAAGCCAGCACAAUAUCCCAGGAAACACUGCGCCCUCGUGCACAACCUCGUCUCUACAACGUAGAUCCCGGUCGUCUUAGCCAGUUUAAUUACAACGAAUAUCAGGGAAGUCGCACCAGCAUUACCACCUCCACGACCACGACAGCACCAACUACAGCUGCUUCCGAAUACAUAACUCCUUCUACCUACAAUCCACUCAACUACAGGCCACAACAGCAGCAACAACAACACCUUCGUCAACACCCACAAUCGUUCAACGCCAAUCUUUAUGAUCCCAGAACCACCUCUACAACAACACCAGCAUCAACAACCACAGCCAGUGUUACUCAAUCGCGAGCAUCACCAAACGAACGGUACCAGGCGAUCUCACGAAGCGCCAGUGAUGGACACACGCCUUCUACCAUAAAAAAAUUCUCCACAUUAGUCCCAAAGGAUCAAUAUAAUCCGACCACCUUCAAACCGAACGCAUUCAGCAAGAAAGCUCUCCUGCAGUUUAUAAUCCAGAAACCCGAAAAACCUCAAGAGAAAAAUGCCCCUACACCCGUGAAAAGCACUAUCUACAUUCCAACCGUUCCUCCUGUGUCCAUCACUACCACAACAACCACUGCAGCUCCAGUAGCCUCUCGGAGGCAGUACAACACUUACUUCCAACAGCCACAACAACAGGUUCAUACAACAACCACCACAAGCAGCACAACAACAACCUCACGACCAACGGAAGUUGACGAAGACGACGGCCAGUACCACCCGGAACUAUACGAGAAAGACUUAUAUCGAAACCGCGUCAAGGCCAAGUUCAACCAAGAACGGAAGCAGAGCCAAAACUACUUCCAGCAGUCCACUCCAGUAUCGCAGUUACUUUCGACUAGCGACGAAGACGAAAUCUUUCGAACGGCACACUCGCAGAACAUCGUCGCCAGUGGUAACGACCUGAUACUGGAACGAGCGCGACAAGCAGCAGCCAAAAUCAACGAAUUUCUAUCAUCCUCAUCGGUGAAACCGACGGCGCCGGCUCCGACCAAGAAGUCCUCCCAGUCGGUCGUGUCAUCCAACAGCAGCAACAGCCAGCGUGUGAAUCCAAGGCCCUUCUCGAAGGCUCCCACGAUUUCACCACAUGCGACCAGCACCAAGAGACCGUCGGAUGACAAGGAAGAAUACGAUUACGCCUACUAUGAUACCGGUAGUCCAGACAUUCCGGAGUACGACGUCAUCGAAGAGUUCGGGCGAACAGGCAAAAAUAAGAAGCAGAACAAAAACUAGGUGCUCUGUUCGCCAACGGUUCGGCAGCAGGAGAAAAACUGUAUAGAUUUUAAAUUAAAUUAACUUAAUUUUUCUCUGAAGAGCGCGAUUUUCAGUGCGCUCAAGAUUUGCGAACCAACUGCCAUUAUUGUGAUUAUCACUGGUCUUUCGCACACACGCAUUCACAGGUUAGCGUCUCAUUUUACCACGAUACUAUGGGAACAGGUAAUCUGGCCUUAACAAAAAAGGGACCACGUUUCACAACGCCAGUAUUCAUUCAAGAUUGUUUAGUUACCAUACGUUUCUGCCUUCACACAUUCUUGAGGCUCCUCUAUCUGUCAUUAGUUUUCGAUAACUCCACUUUGAACAACAGUUUAACUUAAAUUAUUUUAUUUAGCGAGAUUUGUUUCAUACAAUCAACCGUGUGCAACUGUUGUCUGAUAUCGGUUUCUACUAUAACGCCCUACCUAGCUAACACGAGAGCGAUUGUAAAUAUAUUUCAUCUCGAAACGAAAUGUACAUCAAGGAAAAUAAAUAAAAAACGAA